AUGGAGCCCAACAGUCCCAAAAAGAUACAAUUUGCUGUGCCUUUAUUCCAGAGUCAGAUUGCACCUGAAGCAGCUGAACAGCUGGGCCUUUGUUUUUCACAGAUCAGGAAAAGAAGACCUACACCAGCAUCACUUGUGAUUCUCAAUGAACAUAACCCCCCAGAAAUAGAUGACAAGAGAGUGACCAACACACAAGCAGAAUCACAGAAUGCAUCCCCUAAGCAAAGGAAGCAGAGCGUGUACACACCACCCGCCAUGAAAGGGGUUAAGCAUAUGAAAGGCCAGAAUGAAUCAGCAUUUCCCGAAAAAGAAGAAGGCGUGAACGAGAGAGAAGAGCUGUGGGACCAUUAAUAAUGGGUCUGCAGCAAGAAGUCUUCUUGGGAAUAACUGAACUAUUAACUUUUCUGAAUAUCCCAUGGAACACCACUGCUUGACUUCCAUCUCUGCUCGCCACACUCACAAAGUAGUAAUACACCUCCUGGGAAGUGCCCCUUGAUGGAACUUUAGAACUACCUACUGAUCAUUCCAUAUUACUUACAAAUAAAAAAUAAGUAUUUAUUUUACAACAGUGAUUUUCUUUUUAACAACAUAGAAAUUUGCAAACAUGUGAGUGUUCUAACUUUAAUACUGCCCAGCUUAAUCCCUGAUGUCCUACUGAUAACGAUUUGCCUUCU
Molecule: messenger RNA, 674 nt
Organism: Physeter macrocephalus (sperm whale)
Lineage: Eukaryota; Metazoa; Chordata; Mammalia; Artiodactyla; Physeteridae
Gene: PPP1R1C
Product: protein phosphatase 1 regulatory inhibitor subunit 1C
Exons: 5
Coding region: 1-351 (116 amino acids)
Biological process (GO): intracellular signal transduction
Cellular component (GO): cytoplasm
Molecular function (GO): protein phosphatase inhibitor activity
Source: RefSeq, a predicted model, not a curated record